GCUGCAUUGACUUCAUUCGAGAGGCUUUCCCCCUCGUGCGGUUUAUCCACCUCGAAUCACUUUAGUGGCGGCGGCUGCACUCAGGACUAUUCUCUCCUCUGCCACCGGGCGGCGCUGUUGGGACCAAUGUCAUGGCCGUGGACCUUUUCGUCUCCAAGCUCCCCUCGCAUGCAAGCAGCUCCAUGAUGGAUAUGGCUCCCGCGGCUAUACGUAGCCACGGAAUGGGAGGGACUACCCACCUUCCAGCCUUUCCAUUGGCUUUACAGUCCGCACGGCGGAGAGGGGGGUGCCUCUAAUCAUAUCCAGCAUGUUUUGCACAAGAAAUGUCAGCCAGAAAGCGCUAUCUUCUCCCUUCGCCAAAAUACACCACAAUAAUGUCAUGUUCAGACAGUCCGUCAGGAAAUGCGUUUUUAGUGGAUUCUCUGAUCGGUGGCCGCACCGAGAGCGGCGGAGGUCACUAUGCCGGGAGCGGGGUGUGCAUGCCUCAUAGCGCUGCUACAGAAGUGCCUUACGGACUACACAACUAUGGAUACUUCCCAGGUAUGGGGAAGCGCGGCGAGCUGGGUCCCCAAAACAUGGUCUCCGCCUCUGGUGCGUACAUGUCCAGCAUGGAAAUGUGGAUGGACGCGCAGAGGUCAUGUCGAAUGGACCAAGAACACCCGGUGGGACCCCAGGUCGCACCCUGCGCGUUCCCGCAAAGUAUUAAGGAGGAGAGCACCUACUGUCUCUAUGAGCAGCCGAAGUGCCCCAAAGCCUCAACCGCCGAAGAUUUUACAUAUUCGAGGUUAACAGCAGCCGGCCUGGGCUCGAGUUCUUGUACAGUUACCGAUGGCGGCGGCGGGGGCUCAGUGCCUGUGCCGGGCUACUUCCGCUUGUCUCAGACGCACGCACAUUCUCAUAAACUUUACAACACCACCAGCCCCCAGCCGAACCCUUCCCAUUCUCAUUUUGGCCUACACCCCAUUGCUCCCGCUCGCUUCCACACGCCACCAACUGCUCCAGCCACCACGACGCAGGAAGGGAGGAACAGCGAGGAGCCCGUGUCUUCGGGACACGCCGACCUGCAGCCUCACGCUGCACCGGGGACCGAGGAGGCACGCGAGUCCUCGGAUGCAGAAGUCUCUUCAGCUGAGGAGACGGAAGCGCACCACAAAGAGAGACCAGUAAAGACAAAUAAAGGAAACACAAAAAGUGAAAAGACGGCCAACUGGCUGACAGCCAAAAGCGGCCGGAAGAAACGAUGUCCAUACACCAAGCAUCAGACACUGGAGCUGGAGAAGGAGUUCCUCUUCAACAUGUACCUGACCCGAGAGCGCCGCCUAGAGAUCAGUAAAAGCGUCUACCUGUCGGACCGACAAGUUAAAAUCUGGUUCCAGAACCGCAGGAUGAAACUGAAGAAAAUGACGCGGGAAAACAGGAUCCGGGAGCUCACCUCCAACUACGGAUUUUCCUGAUUAAUAAGGUGAUCACAUUGAAAUAGAAGACCACAUGGUGAAACCAAUGUCCGCCACCCUUCCUCGCCACUCUGUCCACAUCAUGACUCAUUUCACAUGUGGUUUAUUUCCAGACACGCUUAAAGUCGAUGUACCGUCCUCGGUGAGCUACUGAAAAGGGAAAAUAGUGAAUGUUACGAGUUCUAUUUGAUUGUUUUCCGAUGCUGUGUUUUUCUAUUGUCGACCUGUCUCUUUCACUUCUGUUGUAUGGUGGAAUAGUGUCAUCAGUGGAGUUAAAUUAACGCAAUUCCCCCAAUACAGUGUGCCCUGGAAGGUGGCUUGAAAUUACCACUUAUCUCCCCACACAUAACAUAUCUUUAAAUUUACUCCCCCCAAUAAAAUAAUUUAUUUUUCUUUAAUUGGAAUUGCAUGAUAUAACGUUUUCUCAUUUUUAAAAUUACAUUUUAAACCACUGGGAUAUAACGCCCAUGUAUCACCAAGGGAAGAAUAAUUCCCUUUUGACCAUUAGAUGUAGUCUACCAUAAUAUAGGCCUUUUUCUAUAAGUGUGAGCUAAAUGUUUGAGCUGAAUCUUUAAUCACAUUGAGGACGUUUACAUGAGAACGGUGUGCAAAGUGAAGUAGGGAUGUUUUUAUUGUAUAUUUCUGUGUACAUAUGACAUUGUGUUUUUUGUGUAAUGCUUAAUAAAUUAUCAGCUGGCA
Molecule: messenger RNA, 2153 nt
Organism: Pseudoliparis swirei
Lineage: Eukaryota; Metazoa; Chordata; Actinopteri; Perciformes; Liparidae
Product: homeobox protein Hox-A10
Exons: 3
Coding region: 324-1454 (376 amino acids)
Biological process (GO): regulation of transcription by RNA polymerase II
Cellular component (GO): nucleus
Molecular function (GO): DNA-binding transcription factor activity, RNA polymerase II-specific; RNA polymerase II cis-regulatory region sequence-specific DNA binding
Source: RefSeq, a predicted model, not a curated record